Messenger RNA from Marasmius oreades (fairy-ring Marasmius), 1248 nucleotides. RefSeq lists its product as uncharacterized. The coding region runs from base 1 to 1248 and encodes 415 amino acids. The record is from RefSeq and is a predicted model, not a curated record. Gene Ontology annotation, molecular function: iron ion binding; oxidoreductase activity, acting on paired donors, with incorporation or reduction of molecular oxygen; monooxygenase activity. Lineage: Eukaryota; Fungi; Basidiomycota; Agaricomycetes; Agaricales; Marasmiaceae. The transcript has 9 exons.
AUGGGUAACGACGGAAUGGGGAAAGGGCCUAUCUGGGAAGUGAGGAAACUGCCACAGUCGGAUGAAAUUGGCCACAUUGGCAUGCGGAACACAACGAAACACUUGCAGAGGCGAAGAUUGUGGAACAAAGCAUUUACUACAGCUAGACUCAAGGAGUAUGAGCCUAUCAUCCGAAAUAGGCUACUGCAACUUUUGGAAUACCUCGAUAAUGAAGCAGACAAGGGGAGAGGUGUUGAUCUAGCACAGUGGAUAUCUCGCUUUUCAUAUGAUUUCAUGGGAGACAUGGCCUUCGGAGCAGGAUUUGAGUUGAUGCGAGAUGGUGAUAAGCAAGGUCUCUGGAAGACUAUGGAAGAUGGGGUUAUAUUACAUGCAUUGAUGCAACACAUAGUAUGGUUCGAUAAGCUCUUAUACAGCAUCCCCGGCAUGGCUGCUGCUGCUGCCUCCGCGACAAUGAAGUUGCAAGAUUUUGUUUCCAAGACGGCAACGGCGCGAAUUGAACGUGGUUCAGCAACCAUGGGACGCGAUAUCAGUAGCUUCCUGUUGGACGAAGGAAGCCCAGACCCGAAACCACUUCAUUUUGAUGCUUAUGCAAACGAGGCACUGUUGGCCGUCAUUGCAGGCUCGGAUACUACUGCGACCGCCUUGAGUUGUGCACUAUACCAUCUCAUUCAUGACAAGACGAUUUUCUCCCGGCUUCGAGCUGAGAUCGACGAUGCAUUCCCAAUUCAGAACGGCCAGGGUGCCCACGAAGAACCGGCCAAGUUGAUGAACAUGCCCUUCCUGAACGCUGUCAUUAACGAAACACUGCGAUUGUAUCCCCCCGUUCCUACCGACCUUCAACGUGCUCCGGAGCUGGGCAGCGGCGGGAAGGCCGUAGGAUCGAUAUUCGUCCCAGAGGGCACACCCGUCAUGAUCCCUCCUUAUGUUCUCCAUCGAGACCCAAGAUACUUCAGUCCCAACCCCGAAGAAUUUUUGCCAGAUCGUUGGAUUACUGAGGAUAAGAGUGUCGUAACGAACCGGGAUGCUUUCCUAGCUUUUUCCACAGGUCCUAUGAAUUGUGUCGGGAAGUCGCUCGCGCUACUAGAGCUUCGAGUUGUCCUUGCGACUAUGGUGCAAUGCUACGAUAUGGAAUUUGACAGGGAAGGAAAUUGGAAAGACGAACAGUGGUUAGAGGAUUUACAGGAUUACUUUGUGUUGAAGAAAGGUAAAUUGCCAGUUGUGCUGAAGAGGAGGGCGAAGUCUGCGUAG